ACACAGACUCACGGCUUCAGUCCACGCAGACUGUCCAAACACAGCACGAGGCAGGGUUCACUUCAGUCCGGAGAAACCUUCAGAGCUGCGGCUCAGCACCGUCGCCAGGCCAACGCUCAACGCUUCCGCCAAAGUCACGUGACUUUCCUCUGCGGUGUCACGCAACUGCAGCGCUGCGGGGACGGCAAGCCAAAGGGGUCAAUAUUGACCUGGAAAAGCGCCUGCUGUUGGUGAGCUUUCUGAGCUGGAAUUGAGAUGUGAUCUUCUCCCGCAGACCUCAGAGCUUCUAUGUUUGGCGGAUGAAGCCUUUCAAUCUGCAGCAAAUGUAGAAAGGACACCCUUGUUGAAGUCUUCAUCCUGAAAGGGCAUCUGUCUGAAGGUCCUGGAUUUGUUUCUCCAGCGCUUGGCCCAUGGAUACCACAAGUCACUUAAAUUCCUAAAAUUUCUGGCCCUAAAGACCCUUUUUCAAGGCUAAUUGUAACUGUCUUGGCCUGGAUGGGGAUGCUCUCUUUAAAAAUAUCCGUGACCAGGUCUUUUUGUUUUAAAUAAGUAACCUGACAAGAGAGAGUCCCAUGAACAGCUCUGCUGGAAGGCCAACAACGUCAACAUGAGUAGUACUUUGGGCAAAGAAAAAGAUUCAAAGGAAAAGGACCCCAAAAGUGGUCCUGCAGGUAAAGAAAGGGAAAAGGAGGCCAAGGCUUUGGCCAACUUAGUCAAAGACAGUGGAAAAGAAACAAAGACCAAAGGGAAAGAUGCCAAAGAAGGAAAGAAGGACACGAGCAGCUCAACACAGGGCGUUGCCUUUCAUGUUGACAAUACGAUAAAGAGGCCAAACCCAACACAAGGUACACGCAAGAAGUCCAGCAACGCAGAAGUUAUCAAAGAGCUUAACAAGUGUCGAGAGGAGAACUCCAUGAGACUGGACCUGUCAAAGCGCUCAAUUCACAUGCUUCCCACCUCCAUUAAAGAGUUAAAUCAGUUGGCAGAACUCUAUUUAUACAGCAACAAGCUACAGAGCCUGCCAGCAGAGGUAGGUUGCUUAUCAGGCCUGGUCACAUUGGCCCUCAGUGAGAACUCCUUGACCAGUCUGCCUGAUUCACUGGACUCCCUGAAGAAGCUGAAAAUGCUCGACCUCCGACACAACAAGCUCAGAGAGAUACCUGCCGUCGUGUACCGCUUGGCAUCACUGACCACGCUGUACCUGCGUUUUAACCGCAUCACAACCGUGGAGAAGGACAUCCGAAACCUGUCCAAGCUCACCAUGCUCAGCAUCCGAGAGAACAAGAUCAAACAGCUGCCUGCAGAGAUAGGGGAGCUAUGCAGUCUCAUUACUUUGGAUGUUGCCCAUAAUCAGUUGGAACAUCUACCCAAGGAGAUUGGAAAUUGCACGCAGAUAACCAACCUUGACUUGCAGCACAAUGAGCUUUUGGACCUCCCAGAAACAAUAGGCAAUUUGGCGAGCAUAAAUCGCUUAGGGCUACGAUAUAACAGAUUGUCAGCCAUCCCAAGAUCUUUAGCCAAAUGCCGAGAACUGGAGGAGUUAAACCUGGAAAACAACAACAUCUCAGUGUUGCCAGAGGGUCUUCUGUCAAGUUUGGUUAACCUGACCAGUCUAACACUGGCAAGGAACUGCUUUCAGUCUUACCCUGUGGGCGGGCCAUCGCAGUUCUCCACCAUCUACUCCCUCAACAUGGAGCACAACCAUAUCAACAAGAUCCCAUUUGGCAUCUUCUCAAGGGCCAAAGUGUUAAGCAAGCUUAACAUGAAGGACAACCAGUUAACAUCUCUCCCACUGGAUUUUGGCACAUGGACCAGCAUGGUUGAACUUAACCUUGCCACCAAUCAGCUGGCUAAGAUCCCAGAAGAUGUCGGCGGGCUGGUUUCCCUGGAGGUGUUGAUAUUGUCCAAUAAUCUCCUUAAGAAGUUACCACAUGGUAUUGGGAAUCUGAGAAAGCUGCGAGAGCUCGAUUUGGAGGAAAACAAAUUGGAAUGUCUGCCAAAUGAAAUCGCUUACCUGAAAGACUUGCAGAAACUGGUUCUGACAAAUAAUCAGCUGGCCACGUUACCCAGAGGGAUUGGCCACCUCAUCAACCUGACUCACCUGGGUUUGGGGGAGAACCUGCUGCAGCACCUUCCUGAGGAGAUUGGAACACUGGAGAACUUGGAGGAACUGUACCUCAACGACAACCCCAACCUCCACAGCCUCCCGUUCGAGCUGGCUCUGUGCAGCAAGCUGGCCAUCAUGAGCAUUGAGAACUGCCCCCUCACCCACCUGCCGGCUCAGAUUGUGGCAGGAGGACCUUCCUUCAUCAUCCAGUUCCUCAAGAUGCAGGGACCAUACCGUGCCAUGGUCUGAGCGCAGAGCAGCUGAACGCCAGUCCGCGCCGCCUUGCUGCCGUCUGUCCCGUGUAUCACAGACUGCGACGUGUCAGGGCCAUGGCGAGGGGGGGUCGAUGAGGCCGACGUCUCCUCAGGGAGAAAGGAUGCAGAUCGUUGGAGCUUCACCAUCACUUCAGGAGCCCGCCCACCAAACCCUGCUCAUUCUUCAUUCCGAACUUGACCAGUGGAACACGUUUGCCAAAACAGAGGAUCUAGGAUGUUUUAUAUAUAGAGAUAUAUACCUGUAUAUAUAUAUCUAUACAUAUAAAACGGAAUAACUGUGAGCUGCGAGGCAAGUCUUUCAACCUUCUAAACUGUGCUCCCAUUGCCAAUGUAUUUACAGUAAUUACAGCAUAUACUAUGUGAGCAAGGAUACAAUUGUAUGCAAAAACAAAAAGUCUUUGGAACUUCUCAUUCACUGCUGCUGCCGUACUUUUAAACCUUAUCAUUUGUCAGAUUUUCUUUAAGGAUUUCCUUUUUUUUUACACAAUCUAUACGUGGUCGUGACUUCUGUUAAUUGCUACUUUGACCAUAGUGAACAAAGUUUUAACAAUGUUUUACUUAACAGUUUGUUUUCUUUUGAACGUUUUUUUUAAAGAUGUGCCUAAGUUUAGAGUGAUCCAGUGGGUUAUUUCUAAACACAUUUUCUCCAUGGAAAUACAAAGAUAUAAAUUAUUUCAAGGGUUUUUUUCUCACUGGUGUUUGUACUUUUUAUUUGUUUUUCUUGUUAUUGCUUUUGUUUUCUUCCUUCUUUUUUAGGAUAAGUGUUGCAUUAAUUUCUCGUGAACAUAAUAUCAGUUGUAAAAUAUAAUAAAUAGAGAUCCUUUUUACCAGAUAGCAGCAGUAGUUGUACAACAAUGAGUUAGUCAUGUAAACUUGUAAGAAAUGCCAAUCAUUCAUGCCUGAGGAGGAAAGCAGCUUGGAUGUUUUUUUCUUCCACCAAUGCAAGUGGUAAUGUGGCGCCCUCUAUAUUGAUUGUGAUGAACAACAACAAAAAAAUCAACAAAAAAAACUGCGGGAGGGAGUCAUGGGAAUGGGGAUAAAUUAUAGAUGUUUUUAUAUAUGUAUGCAAUUUCUGGUUGUUGCCUUGAGUGCAAUUUUUAGUUCUGUUUACUGGUUUGAUAUUAUCUCCAGUGUUGGGCCUCUUAGCUGUCAUCCAGUUGAUCAUUGACCAACAUAUCAAGUGUUUUUAAAGACAUUUUUUGAGUCUCUGGAGCAAAGUGUAUGGGAGCUUCAAAAAUAGUUCAUAAUAAAACCUUGACGGGUAACUCCUCCUUGA
Molecule: messenger RNA, 3658 nt
Organism: Oryzias melastigma (Indian medaka)
Lineage: Eukaryota; Metazoa; Chordata; Actinopteri; Beloniformes; Adrianichthyidae
Gene: shoc2
Product: SHOC2 leucine rich repeat scaffold protein
Exons: 9
Coding region: 608-2356 (582 amino acids)
Molecular function (GO): protein binding
Source: RefSeq, a predicted model, not a curated record